Notolabrus celidotus (New Zealand spotty) is the source of this 2123-nucleotide messenger RNA. RefSeq names its product POU class 3 homeobox 2a (gene pou3f2a). NCBI's taxonomy places the organism in Eukaryota, Metazoa, Chordata, Actinopteri, Labriformes, Labridae. Bases 98 to 1474 code for a protein of 458 amino acids. The record is from RefSeq and is a predicted model, not a curated record. Gene Ontology annotation, molecular function: DNA-binding transcription factor activity, RNA polymerase II-specific; RNA polymerase II cis-regulatory region sequence-specific DNA binding. The transcript has a single exon. Gene Ontology annotation, biological process: brain development; regulation of transcription by RNA polymerase II. Gene Ontology annotation, cellular component: nucleus.
ACCCGGCUUCUCCCUCUACUUUGUACUCUACAUGCUGCAGGACUGCUAGUAUUGUUGGGCAGAGUGAUUGGGGUUUCUGUACAAUCUCCCGUGACCAAUGAGCGGGGUGCUGUCAGGGGUAACCACAUCUGUCAACCGUUCUUGGCCAAUAAAGAGCGGAGCGAGGCGGACCACAGGUGCGCGCCUCUGCGUCCCCUUGGCACAGCGCCCGGGAGAUGCUGGAGAGAGACGCCUCGCUGCCCCGUGGCGCAAAAGAGUUCCUGUCAAAGGCAGCCUCCUUUUAACUCCAGCUAUCACUCUGGCUGCGAGAGUUAUGGCGACCGCAACGUCCAACCACUACAGCGUCCUCAGCACCCCCAGCAGCGCGCCGCCGCCGCACUCCGAGUCCGGGAGCAUGCAGCAGGCGGCAGCGUACAGGGACGCGCACAGCCUGCUCCAGAACGACUACAGCACGUUACCGGGCGGCGGACAUCCUCUCAGCCACGCGCACCAGUGGAUAACGGCGCUGUCUCACGGUGACGGCGGGGCGCCCUGGCCAUCAAGUCCCCUCGGAGAGCAGGACGUGAAGCCCGUGCUGCACGACAGUGACCGAGAGGAGCUGCAGAACUCCAGCAGUCUGCAGCAGCAGCAACAGCGACACCCUCACCUCGCGCACCAGCAGGCGCAUCACGACGCCAGAGCAUGGCGAACCAGCACAGCCACCACGCACAUCCCCGGUAUGGCGACUUCUGAGGGCCAGAGCCUGGUCUAUUCUCAGUCCGGUUUCGGUCUGAUGCCGGGGGGAGAGCAAGGGGGGAUGCAUCACCACCCCCUGCGGGACGAGGACCACCACAGCCACAGCCCGCACCUCAGUGAGCACGGAGGCGGCCCCGGGGCCCACCAGCAGUCUCUUUCACACCAUCACCAGCACGGGGGCCACCAGGACCAGUCAGACGAGGACACUCCGACCUCUGACGAGUUGGAGCAGUUCGCUAAGCAGUUCAAGCAGCGCCGCAUCAAGCUGGGCUUCACGCAGGCGGACGUGGGUCUGGCUCUGGGUACGCUGUAUGGAAACGUGUUUUCUCAGACCACCAUUUGCAGGUUCGAGGCUCUGCAGCUCAGCUUCAAAAACAUGUGCAAACUCAAGCCCUUGUUGAACAAGUGGCUGGAGGAGGCGGACUCCACCUCGGGGAGCCCCACGAGCCUGGAUAAAAUCGCGGCUCAGGGGAGGAAAAGGAAAAAGAGGACCUCCAUCGAGGUGGGCGUGAAGGGGGCUCUAGAGAGCCAUUUUCUCAAAUGUCCAAAACCAGGAGCGGCAGAGAUCAACUCCCUCGCGGACAGCCUGCAGCUGGAGAAGGAGGUGGUGCGGGUUUGGUUUUGUAACAGGAGGCAAAAAGAGAAGAGAAUGACACCUGCGGGGGGACAGAUAGCAGGAGGAGAGGACAUGUACGGGGACACCCCUCCUCACCACGGAGGACAAACUCCUGUGCAGUGACCCCCCCUCGAAGUCCGUCAUCCUGAUCCGAAACGGACCCCUAAAGAGGAAUACAUGCCUCCUUAUUUGUUUGAUUGUCAGUGCUGGACCGCGCGGAACUGGACCUCAGCCAGGUGAAAUGUUGGACCCACGGACACACGCAUAAAUACACGCACACACAGUGGGACACACACAGUGGGGAUCUACAGUGGCACUCCAGCACUGAAAAAACGCAGAGUAGGGAGCCGUAUAAGGAGGUUUCAUGCCGUGGGACUGCCAAAUACUGGAAGACGGCUGGUGUGUGCUAACCAAAAGAAAAAAAGACAACGAAACGCUUUUCUCUACGUUUUCCCAAGGCGUCACUAUUUUACGCGUCAUUAAAGAAAGGCAUUAGGGGGGGGUUCAUCUGGGCACGAGGUGUCCUCUGGAGGGAAAAUAUAUAAAAUCAAGCUCGUGGCUCGAGGAGAAGUCGCAGUCAGUGUGGGUAAAUAAACGCCAUCUUUCCAUCAUAACAAAAGCAACAGGGGUUCUGCUCAGCGCGUGGCAUGAGAGGCUGAAAUGGCAGACACCUGCUGAACAAGGUUUAAAAUACCAGCCAACUGCUUCACUUACUACUGCUACUACAAAUACUAUUAUUAUUAUUAUUGUUAUAAUAGUUCUAAUUAUUAUU